Molecule: messenger RNA, 1494 nt
Organism: Effrenium voratum
Lineage: Eukaryota; Dinophyceae; Suessiales; Symbiodiniaceae
Source: the annotation of a GenBank genome assembly
AUGGCGGCCUGGUUCUUCCGCAGCGCCGACGCCUGGGCGCCCUUCCGGCGCUGCGACCAGCGGCGCCUCGAGCAGAGCCUCGAGGGCCUCGAGGGCGCCGCUCCGCGCCGCGCGCCGGUGCCGGUGAACGGCGGCCGUGGGGAGGUGGACCUGCAGCAGCGGCUCUACCUGGACAGGUACGCCAAUGUCUCGUGCCCUGUCCGCCGGAGCAUUUGGUAUCGCAAGAACGAGUUGGGCAUCGAGCCCUAUGAGGAAGCGGAGGAUGCCGAGGUUGAGAGCAUUUAUCAAGCGCUGAAAGCUGGCGAUGCGCAAGCGAGCGCGGUGGUGUCCGGCGACCGGGAGGUGCGCGCGGUGAAGAGUUGGAUCGGGCAGAUCGAGAUGCGGGAGUCGCCCUGCUCUUCCCCAGGCUCUUGGUUCAAUGACGUGGAGGUCCAUCGAGGCUUCAAGGUGGAAAGCCAAGCAGGGGACGAAGAGGAGUUUCUGAGCGAGGAGGUGAGCCACUUCUUCAUCCUGACCCACGGCCUCGGGGAGAAGCUCUCCCGGAAGAUGGGGGGCGGCCUGGCCCACGUGGCCUCCGACCUGCGCAGCGGCAUGCAGCAGAGCUUGCUGCUCCUGGCCGGAUACACCAAGACCGGGACUGCCUGGGAGCCCCCGGAAGACGGGCGGCCGGUGGUGCGCUGUGACGUGAUCCCGCUGGAGUGGUGGGAGAGCCUCCACUCGGAGGACAUGGAUGCCCGUUUGGAGGACAUCACCUUGCCGUCUCUGGGGAUGCUGCGGGAUGUGGCGAACUGCGCCAUCAGCGACGCCAUCUUCUACAUGCAAAACCGUGGCAAGCUGCUGGGUACCAUCCACGUGAAGCUGGAGGAAAUGGUGGCGAGGAUCAAACAGUACAACCCUGGCUUCAGCGGGGGCAUCAGCCUGGUGGGCCACUCCUUAGGCGGGGUGAUCUUCUUCGAUCUGCUGGCGGCGGAGGACCUCUCGUUUCGGCCACGGGCGUUGAUUACGCUCGGGGCGCCCACGGCCCUCUUUCUGCACUGCGCCCAGGUCAACCUGGAUGCGGGCUUGAGCUUGGCCAAGAGCCUGCAGUUUUACAACAUCUUCCACCCCUUGGACCCGGUGGCCUACCGCCUGGAGCCUCUCCUGGACCGCAGCCUGCGCCAGACCCCGCCGGCGCUGAUCCCGGCGGCGGCUGUGGGCUCGGAGUUCUGGCGCUGGGUUGGCCUGGAGGAGUCGGCCGCAGGGAGCCCAACUGCAAGCCCUCCGCGCCUCAAUGGCGGCAACCGGAUCGACUGGAUGCUGCAGGAGGAGUCGAUGACCAGCACGGCAGGAGCAUUGCUGCAAGCCAUCCCCAGCCACCUCUGCUACUUCAAGUCGCCUGAUGUGGCCAUGUUCUUAUGCAUGGAGCUCUGUCAGCCCAAUGCCCGGCGCAGGAGGUUCCGGAAAGCCCACCGCUACGAGAACUCUUGGGAGGUCCGGAAGGUGGGGGUCGCCUGA